Molecule: messenger RNA, 1473 nt
Organism: Prunus armeniaca (apricot)
Lineage: Eukaryota; Viridiplantae; Streptophyta; Magnoliopsida; Rosales; Rosaceae
Source: the annotation of a GenBank genome assembly
AUGGCUUCCUCCGACGAUUUCCCUCUGAUCGACGACUCCUCUCACCUCCACGCGCCGCCGCGCCGCGGCGACAUAAUUGACUCCACCACCGCCAAUAACGGCGAUUUCUUCCCCCGACCCUUCCCCGACGACCCGGACCGGAGUCCGAACCAGACCCGAACCCCCAACACUAAACGAAGCUCUUACUACUACAAAAAACUCAAACCCUCCUCCGCAAACCCUAACCCUACCACCAGCACUACCGAAGCCGAGUCCUCCAGCGGACAGGAAACGGCGUCGCAGCGGGGUGACUAUCGGAAGGACCGCGAGGAGUGGAGCGACACGGCCAUCGCGUGUCUUCUAGAAGCUUUUACUGAGAAAUUCAAUCAGCUGAACAGGGGAAACCUGAGAGGGAGGGACUGGGAGGAGGUGGCUGAGAUGGUCAGCGAGCGAUGUGGGACUGGUGGUGGUAAUAAGUCAACGUACAAGACCGUAGAGCAGUGCAAGAAUAAGAUUGACAAUUUGAAGAAAAGGUACAAGGUGGAGCUGCAGAGGAUCACUAGUAGUGGGUUGGGGGCCAGUCAUUGGCAUUGGUUCAAGAAGCUUGAGGUCAUUCUGGGGAGUUCUCUUGUGCCUAAAGGUGGCGGUGGUUCGGAUGAGGAACGCAGUGGCGGCAGAGCCAAUUCUAAUGUGGCUAAGCAGCCUAAGAGAUACACACCUGGCAGCACUGGAUUUACAAACAACCUGAAAUCCAAAUCGAUGCCAAAUGUAAAAUGGAAAAGAGUAAUGCUUAAAAUUAGUGGUGCUGCGUUAGCUGGGGACUGCCAGAGCAUCGACCCCAAGGUAGCAACGCAGAUUGCUGAGGAAGUGGCAAGAGCUUGCCGUCUUGGAGUGGAGGUAGCAAUUGUUGUUGGAGGCUGUAAUUUCUUUUGUGGAGACACAUGGGUGUCUUCUACUGGAUUGGAUAGAUCUACAGCAUACCAAAUUGGUAUGAUGGCAACAGUCAUGAAUUCUGUACUACUUCAAUCAGCUUUAGAGAAGGUAGGUGUUCAGGCACGGGUCCAAACAGCAUUAACAAUGCCAGAGGUUUCUGAGCCAUAUAACAGGCUUCGAGCCAUACGACAUCUUGAGAAAGGCAGAGUUGUUAUAUUUGGUGGCAUUGGUGCUGGCACUGGAAAUUAUCUCUUCACCACUGAUAUUGCAGCAGCCUUGCGAGCUUCUGAGCUUAACGCAGAGGCAGUCCUUAAGGGUACAAACUUUAAUGGCAUAUAUGAGUGUCAUUCUGGUAGCAACAGUCUCACUGUUGAUCAUAUUUGCUAUAGGGAGGUUGUUUCUAGAGGCAUUACCUCUGUGGACGUCAUGGCAUUAACGUACUGUGAAGAGAAUGGAAUUCCUGUUGUAAUUUUCAAUUUGCUGGAACCUGGAAAUAUUUCAAGAGCUUUAUGUGGAGACCAAGUUGGAACUUUGAUUGAUCAGGCAGGAAGGAUUGGCUAA